AUGAUCUGCCUAGGCCCAGAGGACAUGCAGGACAUCUACACCCAGUCGACACUCAAUAGGAAAGUAAUCCUCCGGGCUACCAUCACCAUCGCGUGGCCCGAAGUUGACUUGAGGAGAGAUACUGCCAACUUCUUGGCUGCAAUCGCUGGAAUUUCAAAAAGCUUGCAGCCUGAAAGUGCAGCCGAUGAUGGGGUGGGUCUGUUGCAGGGUACCACUGUCAUUACUGCAGAUGACCUGCGGCGAUACGAGGUACUUUAUCGCAAGUUCGUCUUUGCGCUUUUUGGACGCAACUCGAGCCGUGACCUAAGCUCACUUAUCAAUCCAUUGGCACUUUUGAGAAGGCUGUUUGGCAGCGCGGUCCCAAUGCAGAAUGACGUUCUUGAACAACAAGCGAUCAUAGAGAUCUGUUCAUUGCUUGAUUCGGAAUACUUUGGGAGAAUGCUGUCUUUUCCAGACUUCGUGUUAUCUAAGCAGAUCUUUCUACGCUGUACAUCGGUGGAUCUGGAAUGGAACGCCUUUUGCAGCGCCGUCUAUUCGAUGGUUAUGUAUGGAGUGCAUGCAGGGAUGAAAUCAUCGCAAGCUGAGAACCUUCUGAUUGCAGACCUUUUGCGUCAGCGAUAUCACAACUCCAGGCUAUCCUUCGCCGAAGGUCUACUCGCGAUACAGGGCUGCAAUUUCGAGGAAACUCACACAGCGUCCUUUGUCUUUCCUCUGCUUGCACUGAGCAAUAGUGAUCGUAGGGAGCACGCACUACCUCGAGUUGACUACGCAGAAGGUGAACAGCAGGUGCUGCAGUCAAUCUCCACAGCACUAGGAGACUACUUCAAGGCGCCCAUCAAUCUCUCACUUUCUGGACUCCCAAACAGCGAGGGAAGAUCUGGCUAUCCAACCUGGCUUCCAGAAUUUGGCCCGAAGCAGCGUAUGAUAUUGGCACAUCCCAACUCGAGACUCGCUACCUCCGCACUUCGUAGCUAUGAUUUUGUGGUGGAUGAAUCCCGCAAAGGACGAUGUCGUGGAGCUCGUGUAGACACCGUAGCAGUCGUGAAGAGCUACCUCGCGCCGCGUCGCAUUUGCGACCAAUAUGAUCUGACGGGAGACAAUUUAUUUGAGCUUCUCCGUUGGUACAAGUUCGCAUGUGGCACCGAGACAACCGACAUGCCCAACAACAGCUCAGAUGAGCUGAUAGUCCAAUUCGCGGAAACUAUACAAGCAAAAGGAUCAAAUCACAUCUGGGACAGUCACCAGAAAGUCGCAUCGUCUGAGGUUGUGAACCGAACGCGAGGUUUUAUGGACUUCCUCGAGGACCCAGAAACCCCGGAGACCCACGACAUUCGUCUUUUCUAUGCGGCUUGCCUACCAUCCCACGACAGGAGGUUUGGAAAAACUACUGCUGGGAGAUUUUGUCUCCUUCCCUCGGCUGCGGCUUUCCACGAUAUCGUAUGCAUCAUACAAGGAUUCAAGGUUCCCGUGCUGCUGAGGCCGACAGGGUCGGGAUAUCAGAAUGUUGGCGAGUGUUACGUGCACGGUAUCAUGGAAGGAGAACUCGAUAGCUUGGAAGAAGAAAUCUUUCUACUGGAGUAA
Messenger RNA from Ramularia collo-cygni, 1581 nucleotides. RefSeq lists its product as uncharacterized. The coding region runs from base 1 to 1581 and encodes 526 amino acids. The transcript is spliced from 2 exons. NCBI's taxonomy places the organism in Eukaryota, Fungi, Ascomycota, Dothideomycetes, Mycosphaerellales, Mycosphaerellaceae. The record is from RefSeq and is a predicted model, not a curated record.